Myxozyma melibiosi is the source of this 2032-nucleotide messenger RNA. RefSeq names its product SAC3/GANP/Nin1/mts3/eIF-3 p25 family-domain-containing protein. Gene Ontology annotation, cellular component: nucleus. Lineage: Eukaryota; Fungi; Ascomycota; Lipomycetes; Lipomycetales; Lipomycetaceae. The transcript has 5 exons. The coding region runs from base 239 to 1798 and encodes 519 amino acids. The record is from RefSeq and is a predicted model, not a curated record.
AUAAGGGCCUUGUGGCUAUUUCAAGAAGGCUCGGUCUUGUGAGGCCUGAUUCUUCAGAGCCUUCUUGCAAUAAGGUAGUGGCUUUUUCUCUUGAUAUCGCACGGCUCCCGCUUUUCAGGUUGGUUUUUUACUACUGCUUACUGCUAGUAGAUAUAUACUGUCUAUAUUCUGUUCAGGCCGCUUUCUGUCGUAAGAAUCGGCUAGGGUAGAGCAGAAAUCCUAACUUCUCUGGGGAAAGAUGUCGGCCCCGCCAUGGUCAAGAUCAAAGUUCGACAAACCAUCAUUUGGAACGGUGAACGUUAGCAAAUCGAUUAAAACCAGCGCUACUGUUCCCAAAACUUCAAACACUUCAAGUUUCACUCCGUCUUCAUCCUCGUCUUCAAGCACUUCCGCCACCGCAGCUGAAACAACAUCUAGCUCAAGAGGGAAUGGCGGUGCUGCAGCAGCAGCGGGUAGUAAUGCGUGGCCUCCGUCACUGAAAGAGUACGUCGGUCGCUGCUUCACGGCGUUUCCGCCUUCUCAGCGGCCGAUGAUGGAAGUGAAUUUGAAAAAGAUCAUAAGUGCAGCUCUUGAUUCUGGAGCGAUAUGGACGAUAGACUGGGAUAAACAGCCACUUCCGAUAGAGCCCGAAUCAAAUGACGACGAUAUGGAAGAUCGGUUGGAGGCUUUGAGGGGGAACAGAGACAAAGAUACGGCGAUGUCGGAUGCACCACUGACGACAGAGCAGACGACGAAGAGGAAGGCGACGAAGAGGUCAGCGAAGUGGGAUCAACCCCCUAGUGACGAUUAUAGUCCUCCACCCCCGUCUCCUACCAUCAAGAAGAAAAAAAUCGAUUUGAGUACCAGAUUUGUCAUGUCAGAAGAGGACAAGGCGAAGAAAGAAAGCCGCGCCAGAAGAUUUCACUCAGAUUCACACGAGAACACAGCUACGCCCACCCCGCCACCACCAUCCUUUGGAGCUGAUCAGCUGUAUAUUUCGGACGGUGUUCCCGAGGUUUUUGUGGGCCGCUGUCAAAAGCUGGAAAAGCGAUAUUUGAGAUUAACGUCAGCGCCGGAUCCAGAAACGGUGCGGCCGUUACCUGUUCUUAAGCAAGCUCUGGAGCUGUUGAAGCAGAAAUGGCGGGAAGAGAAAAACUAUGCGUAUAUCUGUGACCAGUUCAAAUCGAUGCGGCAGGACCUCACUGUUCAACUAAUACAAAACGAGUUCACUGUGAACGUGUAUGAGAUACACGCUAGGAUUGCAUUGGAGCGAGGGGACCUUGGGGAAUACAACCAAUGCCAAACUCAACUGCGAGCUCUAUACGAGAAGGGGAUUCCCGGGCACCCAGAAGAGUUUUUGGCAUACCGAAUUCUUUACUUUCUGCAUACCCGGAACCAGAGCGACAUGAAUGAACUACUAACCGAACUAACAGAAAAGGAAAAGGAAAACGAAGCUGUGAUGCACGCGCUGGCGGUGCGGACGGCACUUACUGACUCUGACUACCACACGCUGAUGAAAUUGUACAUGAAUGCGCCGAAUAUGGGCGGAUAUGUGAUGGACUCUUUUAUUGACCGCGAACGGCUGCUUGCGCUCGAGAUUAUCUGCAAAGCUUUCCGACCAGAGAUUGGUCUUGAUUAUCUCACGGUUGAGCUGGGCUUUGAAUCAGAAGAGGAAUGCCUGGAGUUUAUGCAGAGAAAUUCGAUUAUUGAGCAUUUUGACUCGAAGACACGACGGCUACGCACAAAAGAGGCAUAUCCGGUUGUAAUGUACAAUCGGAUGGCUGCGUUCAAGAAGAUCGAUAUCAAGGGUCAGCUUUGAUUUGUGGAUUUGUGUUUGUGUAGGGGUGGUAUUUCAUUUACUUCCUUUUGGAUGAUACGGCUGUGUUUGUUGUUAUAUCUGUUCAUGUGACGGAAGUCUUUGAUGGUUCCGCCUAGGUGUCUCGGUUUAGUUUGUACAGAUUGUUUGUCAUGAUUAGCAAAUAGGAUUAGUAUAGAUAUCUAAAGCGAGCGGUAGAUUACUUCACAGGAAGGGCAACGAAGGCGAAGGAGCGGU